Messenger RNA from Dioszegia hungarica, 426 nucleotides. RefSeq lists its product as uncharacterized. Lineage: Eukaryota; Fungi; Basidiomycota; Tremellomycetes; Tremellales; Bulleribasidiaceae. The transcript is spliced from 7 exons. Gene Ontology annotation, molecular function: actin binding; Arp2/3 complex binding. Gene Ontology annotation, cellular component: actin cortical patch. The record is from RefSeq and is a predicted model, not a curated record. Gene Ontology annotation, biological process: actin filament debranching; negative regulation of Arp2/3 complex-mediated actin nucleation. The coding region runs from base 1 to 426 and encodes 141 amino acids.
AUGGUAGGGCAGUCACGAACGGUCGAUAUACCCGCGGAUGUCAAGGAUGCCCUCAAGAAGUUCCGGUUCGCCAACAACAAGGGGACCGCGGCUAUCUCAGUGAAGAUCGUCAAGGCUGAGCUGGCGAUGAAGGUCGAUGAGGAUUUCAAGGACCAGACCAUUGAUGAGAUUGCCGAAGAGCUGCCCGAGAACUCGCCUCGAUAUGUGCUCAUCUCGCAUGAAUUAAAACACAAGGAUGGACGGAUAUCAUAUCCUCUGAUCUUGAUCAACUGGGCGCCGAGUGGAUCACCUACCGAUCUGAUGACAUUACACGCUUCGAGUUUGUCCUAUUUCCAGCAGACUGCUGAAGUGGCCAAGGUCCUGGAAGUGAGAGAAGGAGCGGAAGGCCUUACCGAGAAAGCAGUAGAAGAUCGCUUGCUCGCAUAA